GUAACAGAUAACAACAACCGAGUAUACGGGUAUACUGAUACGCAUGCGCAGUUUUCCGUGCCAAUCCAACUCCAGACCAACAAUUGUAAAUCCGCGUCGUAUAGCGCUAGUGUCUAAAUGUAGAAUCAUAAUAGUCAUUAACAUUAUCGAUAGUGUUCUGGUGAUGCAUUUAUGGUCCUGAUUAGUAGUGUGGCGCUUUUUUGUACCUACUGUCGUUCAAACUUUUAAGGUUAGUUUUUCGCCGAAAAAAUGAAAAAUGUGGUUACGAGGUUGUGAAUCGUAACUGGUGGGUGAUUUAAGAAAAUGUGGACAACACUGAUAGUAUGUUUAGACAAAUUUUUAGACCCAAGUAGUGUGCAUUUUCGGCGCUUUGCACGAGGCCGAAAUGACGUGUCGUACUGGGCCAUGAAAUUCCUGCGUUAAUUUCGUAAACAAAUAUAUUUAAAAUUGGUGGCCCGUGGCUUUGACAGGGUAGCGAGAUUACUGCACAAAUAUAGCGAAAAACCGUUGUAUACGAGUGUAAAAAAAUGGCACGCGGUCUUGUGUUGUCCACAGCCAUCAAUGGAAGAUUCUAGAUAUUCUUAUUGCUUGUUACAGGACGUUAUAUCUGGCGAAUGAAUGACAAUGCAGUGAGGACAGCGGAGAUCCUGUUUGUUUCAAAAUGAAGAAUACCUUAAACAUCAGUUCCCGGCUGACGUUUGGAAUGGAGGUUCCAUGUUCUUUCUCGGAGGGAACGCGACCCGUAACUGUAAACAAGCAUUUUCCACACUGCCGUGGGAAUUGCCAUCUGCUUAUUAUUAUUCUGUUUCAUCAUGUCCUCUGGUCAACUUACGCCACUCUUCAUCUCCGUCGUCGUCUUUUCGAUUUGGAUCGUCCGCACUUUUGCGUCUACAAACAAGCCAGUUCUCAGCAGUGGAGUCAGGACCGUAGCAGUUCCUGGAGGAAAUGUCAUGGUCCCUUGCAAUUCCAGCGAGGCUGUGUUCCAUUGCGACACUUCUGCUUGUGUUCCUCACUCGAGUUUAUGCAACGGUAUUCCAGACUGCUACGACGGAAAAGAUGAGAGCGUAGCGCAAUGCGGCUGUCUGCCGAACGAGUUCCGUUGCAGUAAUUCCUGUGUCGACCUCGUGAGACGCUGCGAUCGACAACCUGAUUGUGCAGAUUCCGAAGAUGAGCAGGGCUGUGAAACUUACGUCUGCCCGGUGACACACUUCAAAUGCAACAGCCACUUCUGCAUUCCAGGCGACAACGUUUGUAACUUCGUUGACGACUGUGGCGACGGCUCGGAUGAGAACAAAUGCUCUCACAGGAAAUGUUGGAAUGCGGAGUUCAAAUGCCAUAAUGGGGAAUGUAUCAGACCUGGCUUUGUGUGUGAUGGAACCCAGGACUGCAAGGACGGGUCGGAUGAAACUGACUGUGGCCCAGAGAUGUUUGUGGUGUGCGGUGAUGGGUCGAAGGUCCACCGCUACUAUUGGUGUGAUGGUUGGCCUGACUGCCCCGACAAUCAUGCUGACGAACUGAACUGUCAGAACUGCACUGGUGUCGACGAGUUCCUCUGCCCGAACGGGCGUUGUAUCCGCCGAGCUAACGUGUGCGACUCCCAGUGUGACUGUGUUCCCAACCCGUUGGAAAGCGCGUUGCACCAGCCGUGCGCCGACGAGACCGACUGCGACACCUAUUACACCAACAUCUACGGUAUCCAUCUGUGUAAUCCAUCUCUGACUCUGAACUGCAUUGAACCAAACCAGAACAGAGAUAAGGACCGUUGCAUACACCCAGAAUUCAUCUGUGACCAGACAAAUGACUGUCAGAAUGGAAAUUACCUGUCGGAUGAAUUUGGCUGUCCGAACGGGAUGGACGUAAUCGGAGAGAGUAUAGUUUGUGCCGACAACCGCUCACUGCCGAGGGCUCUGCGUUGCGACUUCAAGUGGGAUUGUCUGGACGGAAGUGACGAGCAGAACUGUGAGCCUCGGGUAUGCACAGAAGGAGAAUACAGAUGCAGAAAUGGCCAGUGCGUGAACUUGACCCAGCGCUGUGACUUGCAGUUUGACUGCUGGGACAAGAGCGAUGAAUUGGACUGUGAUAAUGAACCAUGCCUUGAGGGUAAGAGAAAAUGCUUUAAUGGUGGGCAGUGCGUGGCCGAGUCCCUCUGGUGCGAUUUCAUCGUAGACUGUCCGGAUGGUUCGGAUGAGAGCAACUGCGAUUUGACGCUGCCAGUCUGUGGGCCAAAUCAGUUCCAGUGUAACAACAGCCAGUGUAUUGACGCUUCGCUUCGAUGCUACAACUCUGGUAAUCCUCGCUAUGGUUGCGCAGAUGGAUCCCAUCUCAUCGGAUGCAAGAAUUGGACAUGCCCACCAGAUACUUUCAAGUGCCGAAAUGGUCCUUGCCUCAAUCAGUCUCUGGUGUGUGAUGAAAAUAUUGACUGCCCCGGAACCUGGGUGGAUGAAGAUGGAUGCUUGUUUGCGUGCUCAAACGUGGAGCCGCGCUGUGAAUGUCAUGAUAUACACAUUAACUGCACAAACCUCAGCCUGGAUUGUGUUCCUCCUGACAUUGAAGAGGAAAUCACUUGGUUUCAUCUGGCAGAUAAUCUGAUAAAUUCCACUUUCUCCGAAGAUAGUUUUGUGCAUUUGGAUCGUCUUCUAUAUCUAGAUCUACGAAACAAUAGCAUCUCGGGUAUUCCGCCACUGGCUUUUCGCAACUUGUGGCGUCUGCUUACGCUAAAUUUACAACACAACUGUAUCAAGAUAUUAAGCAACAGCUCAUUCUAUGGACUCACCAACCUCAGUAACCUACACCUCCAAGGAAAUGGUAUUCGAAUGCUUGAAGCCAUGGCAUUCUAUGGGCUUUCAUCUCUAAUUUUGCUAGACCUCAGCUGGCAGAGGAUCAACAACAUUUCUCAGGGAGCUUUUGUUGGACUCAGGAGUCUCGUCGGACUUGACCUAUCACACAAUGAAAUUUCAUAUCUGGUUGAUGGAACAUUCAUCGGCAUGCCACAUUUAUUAUCUUUGGAUCUGAGUAGCAAUGCAAUCAAAGUGAUAAGCAGUAAUGUGUUCCGGAGUGUAGCGUCCCUCAAUAAGUUGGUAACGGAUGAAUUCCGGUUCUGCUGCCUGGCGAGACACGUGGAAGUGUGUCUUCCUCUUCCUGAUGAGUUCUCAUCCUGUGAAGAUCUGAUGUCCAACCUGGUGUUGCGUAUCUGUGUGUGGGUUUUGGGUGUGUUGGCCACACUCGGCAAUAUCUUGGUUAUUGGUUGGCGCAUGCGUUUCAAACAUACCAAUCAGGUACAUUCAUUCCUGAUCACAAAUCUGGCUAUCGGAGACAUGUUCAUGGGAUCAUACCUGCUUAUAAUUGCUGGGGUGGAUGCACGAUACCGUGGUGUGUACUUCAUCCAUGAUUUGGCUUGGCGAAGCAGUGAGCUCUGCAACCUGGCAGGUUUUAUCAGUACUUUCUCCAGUGAGCUGUCUGUUUUUACACUUACAGUCAUUACACUAGACCGCUUUCUAGUCAUCAUCUUCCCAUUCCGAGUGCGUCGUCUGGAGAUGCCCAAGACGAGACUGCUGAUGGCGCUGGGCUGGCUAGCAGCAGCUAUUUUAUCUGGUCUACCUCUCUUGCAUAUAGACUAUUUUCAGAAUUUCUAUGGCAGAUCUGGAGUUUGUCUGGCUCUCCACAUAACACCUGAGAAACCCAGUGGAUGGGAAUAUUCCGUGUUUGUGUUCCUCUUUCUCAACUUGAUAUCCUUCUCGAUCAUUGCUCUGGGCUACUUGUGGAUGUAUGUAGUGGCUCGAACAACUCAGCAGGCUGUGCAGAAAGAACAGCGAGCGUCCGACAAUGCUAUGGCUCGACGCAUGACUCUCAUCGUAGCGACUGAUGCUGCGUGCUGGAUGCCGAUCAUUCUGUUGGGUGUUCUUUCACUAGGGGGAAUCACUGUACCUUCACAGGUGUUUGCAUGGGUGGCGGUGUUUGUUCUACCAUUAAAUGCAGCUGUGAACCCUGUCCUGUAUACCAUUUCAACAGCACCAUUCCUGGGACCUGCACGGCGGGGUCUGAGGACAUUCAAACGAUCCUGCAAGCUCUCACUGACAACGGACCAGCGCCGUACGUACUCCUCCACGCUGGGCUCUACUUUUGCAAAUAACUGCAGUCACUGUGACGUUGACUGUAACCUCUACCCACAACUGGAACAAACGAAUGGUAAGCUGCAAGAGGACAGAGAAGGCUGUCACUGUAUUGAUGGAGAUGAGGUUGACAUGGAGCGGGAUGUGAAACAUGAAGCGAAUUUACUGGCUCUUACCAAAAGACGUAUGACAACACACAGAUGGAGGUCAAGCUCCUACUGUAACACUACAAACGUGACACAACGUUCAACACCUGGUCCUACAGUUCUCUGGCAGUCUGGUAGCUGUCGGCGUACCAAUGCAAGUAUCGACACCGCAGUCUCUGCUCAUGGCGAAAUCAUCCCACUGCGACGCCUCCAUAGCGAUUCUCGCAGUAAUGGGAACAAGUGACAGUUGGUUGGGAAGGGGAGAGACAGAAGAAAUAAGGAGAGGUUACGGCAACUGUAUGACUGAAUCAGACAGUUCUGCUGUCACAAGCAGGUGGUUGGCAACAGUGACAGAAUGAGCCAACACUACAGCGUUCUACAGUGAAUUCUGUAUUGUCUGUGUCAGAAGAAGUAACGUGAUAGAACUAAAACACAAGAAAAUUAAUGAAUUGAAAGAGAAUAACUUUCCUUGUUGAGCGGUAUUUUCUUGUUAGUUUUGUAGCGAGGGAAGUUAGUAGGUUUCAAGAUAAUUUGUUCAUGUUAGGUUCUGUAGAAGGAAAUAGACUGGGUUUAAUCAGUAGCUGUGUUAUGCCAUGUAUGAAGUUCAUAUGCAUACAUGCGUGAUAUGGAUAAUAACCACGUUACUGAAGUAUUUAAGUUGGAAAUGAGAUCACAACAGCUUUAAGAAAGUGAUGACAAAUCUACCAUGCCAAACUUGUUCUUAUACCUUACGCUUCUUCAUCCAUUUCAGGCAGAUUUUAUUGUCACAUUUUACAGAAAUAAAUUUAUUUUAUAUUAUUUCAUAUUAAGACAAAUAACUUUGAUAUUGCUACAGGUUCAUUAGCUGCAACCAGUUCAGUGCUUUGCUUUACUAUUUUGCCCAGGUCAAGUAAUAUCUGUUUUAUUGACUGUUGCAAUGAAGUAAAACUAUGUCUGUGUGGAAAUAUGGCUGCUAACAGGCCCGUUGUCCAUCCUUCAGUUGAUGCCUGAGCGAAUAUUGACAGUAAAAUCCAAAGGACUCGAAGGAAAACCUGUCACGGUGCCAUUAUGUCCACUACAAAUCCCACAUGGACUGAUGCUGGCACAAACUCGGGCCUCUGCAGUGAUGUGGUGACUUGCCUCCUGAGCCGUGUCAAGGCCUUAUCCAGAAAAAUUUUGAAGUGUGAAGCCGACCGCUCGUCACCCUCCUGACAAAGUUUACACAUCUGGUAAUUUUCCAAAUAUUUCAUUUUGACUAAAAUAUUACCUUUGCGUUAAAUGGUUCAUGUCUUCAGUACAUGAUACCAUUGUUAUUUCUAUGAAUCUCAAAUGGCAGUGGUGAAGUUUGGUGUUGUCUUCAGCACUGAAGAUGGAGGUGAUAUGUUCCUCCGAAACAUUGGUAAUUACAAGGCCACAUAGUGUCACAUCCCCGGAAGACCACUUUUGACAAAAUAGUGCUGUUUUUUACAUUUUUGGUUAAAUGAAACUGCCAUCUGUCUCGGCAAGACAGAACAAAGUGACAUUUGGAAUAAAAUUAGAUGUUAUUGCUUAUGACUGUACUGUUCUAAUUAAGUACUCUGUAUUUUAGUGAAAAAAGGUGUUAAUAUGAUAUUUUAGGUUCUCAUUCCGGUGAAGAUGAAUGCUCUGUGAACGUUGGGCUCUAAAUGCUUAUGUAGCAGGAUACAAAACUGAAGAUUUUCUGAACAUAUUACGUAGGCUGUAAGUGAAAAAUCUUACAGCACUAAAAAUUGUGGACAUCGUAAGAAAGAGGCAGCUUCUCUGAUGAAAUACUGUUGGUGUACAGUCUCUGCCAAAUAAUAUUUGGUCAGAUGUUUUAAUUUUUUAACUUAAUUUUCCUGUCAGUAUUAAUCCACUUACUUUUCCAUUAUACCUACUGGCAAUGUGUUAUCCCACCUAUUAAUUAAUUAAUUAAUUAAUUAGGUGUCAGUACUUAUCAUACAACCUGUUUGGAACAGUUUCAGUUCUCAUAUAAGUACCGUGUUGUUUCUGAUGAAUAUCUGAAUACAAUACACAGGUUUUCAAAUGUGGUGCUAAUCAUGUUGAUGUUAUAUUAAAUUCUGCAAGUGUGAUGUUAAACUAAUUUGUACUGCAAUUUAACUUUGUCAUACCUAUUUUACUUAACUUGUGUUGCUGCACCGAGAACAUACACCGCCCUGAAAAACUGUUAUUUUACAGAAAAACUUGUCCUGAUCACAGAAAUGCAAUGUGAUACAACCUUGAUUUCCAUCAUGUCUUUUUAGCACUUCUUUAGUACAUUGUGCAAACUUUCGUAGUCGAGUCUCCUAGUUUCAGAUUAUUUUUAAGGAAAAUUGACGAUGUGCAUUUUAGAUAAAAGAAUGUGUUGUCCAUUUUAGUAUAAGAACUUGAAUUUAUUUUUAUACAACUUUAAUUUUUUGAAUCAAUCAAAAUAUUUGCUGAUAUUUGAAACAUAUCAUGGUAUAUAUCUAACCAUUUCUUGCCUGUCUUUUGUCUAAAUAUUUUUGUAUUAAUUAACAUUCAAAAUAUCUGUUACAUUUAUGUCCAUCAGAGAAAUAAUUAACCAACUACCUAUCAAGUGAAUUUAUUUAUUUUGUUGAAAUUAAGCAGAUGGAAAACUUUGUGUUUUGUCAUUUCAUAAACAUCGAAGCUUGCUAUGAGGCACUGAGAUGAAACCUAUCCUGACAUAUCUGGAAAUUACUAUAUAUCUUUUAAUAUGUGUUAAUAUGUGCAACAUUGCACUAAUUUUCUUUCUGUUCUAAGGUGGGGACACUGUAUUGUAGUGGGCUGUUAUUAAUGUUUUACAACUUCUCUCAGAAGAAAACUGGCAUUGAAAAUGUUCUUUAAGUUCCAGUCUGUUUCCCUAUCGGCCACUCAGCUACCAGUCGCAGCGUAUAAUUUUUCAUUGCCUAGUACAGAGAUCACCAACCCUUUUUGGGUGUGGGCAACUGAGGAUAUUUCAGUUCAAAACAGGUACCACAUACUUUUACAUGCACAUACACAAAGAACUGUAUUUGAUUAAAGAGACUACUUUUAUGAUUAAGGGGCCAUUAA
Zootermopsis nevadensis is the source of this 7285-nucleotide messenger RNA. The record is from RefSeq and is a predicted model, not a curated record. Lineage: Eukaryota; Metazoa; Arthropoda; Insecta; Blattodea; Termopsidae.